GAGUGAGGACUGCGGCCCUGCUGUGAAAUAAUCUCUACUUAAAUGAAGACCUUGGAGGGUUCGUUGUGUAGGAAAAAUUGUGAGGUUGUGAAAUGAGAAUACGUGGAAUUUUACCUGAUACGACAAAAAUAAUGUAAUGUCGUGACUGGAGUAAAUUUACAAUUUUUUGCAGUUUAGUGAAAGUUGAAAAUUUGUAAAGUUAGGACAAAAGCCAAAAAGUUAAAGACUUAUAUCACUCAAUUAAGAUUACUAAUAAGGUUAUUUAUGUAAACAGUUAAAAUAAGAACCGUGUUAAAGUAAUAAGUGUUCGUAAUUGGUAAUAAUGAUUAAAUUACAACUUUAAUCUUUAUAUUGAGGAUAGUGAUCCGUGUACAUAACUGAUCUUCUGUAUUGCUGGCCCCUGUUUGGGGAACGUUCGUAAAAAUGCAUACCAUGCAAUACUUUAAACUUUAGAGAUACGUAUUUACAUAUCUGCGAACAAAUGAACUUUUAUUUAAAUUAGGUAAAUAUCGUACAAUGAAAUUGACGAAAAUUUGACCUUCCUCAACGUCAAACACAACUCAAACCCUAAAAAAAUGCGUUUUUGGAGUAAAAAUAAAUCUAAUAUAUUAUGGAAGAAAGGAGUGUGAUUAAAGCUUGAAUUCGUAAUUCGCUUUCUCUUUCAUAUUUAACUGAAAAUUCGCAAAUUCACCUCAAUCAAGGAGAAAGUAUAGGAAUUUAGGGAGAAAUAAUCAAAAUUCGUUAUGUAAGUUACGCCACUUCUUGACUCAUUUCUCCAAAUGAGAGUCUCAUUAUGAGACACCUUUGCUGACUGAACUGCACCUCAAACUGAUACGUUUUGAUACAUAAUUAGUCCCAUAUUUACGAUAUAAAACUUGAAUUAUAGUGAUUUUUCGAGAAUUGCCGUCAAAACAAUGCCCCUUCUUCUCACCCCACAAAUAACCCCCACUCACACAUCGUAACAAUGCAUCAAGCCCGCGGGGGUGGUGGUGGUGGGGACGUCUACUCAUGGUUGACCCGGCUUGACCUUGCCCACCACUUGGACGCCUUCCUCUCCGCCGGAUAUGACGAUCUUGCUCGUUGUCGUCACAUCGGAGAAAGUGACCUCGCCGCCAUCGGGGUCACAGAUAUCCACGAGCGCCUCGCUCUUCUCCAAGCCAUCCGUCUCCUCCAUUCAUCCGCCGCCGUGACCCCCUCGUCCAAACGGGUCAAAGGUCAAGGUCUCCCACCACGUGAAGAGAUCGAGCUAAAAGUCAUCCCAUCAAACAACAGUCAUGUCCUUUUUUACAAUAAUAACAACAACAAUAACGGUUACCACCAUUUCGGAAGUGCAAGUCAAGGUCAACAGGGUCAUCUCGGGGUCAAGUAUCACUUGGAGGAUGCCUUCCUGCCAGGUGAAAAUGGUGAUGCUGAUUACUCCGAGUGUGCAGAAUUUGACCUGACGCGGUGCUACUGUGAGGGAGGUGGAGGUCAGUGUGGUGGUGAGUGCAGAGGGGUCAUUGACCCCGAGCCCUUCUACGAGUCUGUCCUUAGUGGUCGUCCCCAAGUGGGUGGUGUGGGGUCAACCGGAAGUGGGGCUAAUUUAGUGACGAGAAACCAGUUUGAGUUGCAGACUCAUGGGAGAGAUUGUAAUUCUGGAAAUUCGGGAAAGUUGCAAAGUUUCCGAAAUCAGUUGAGAGAUCAAGUGAGGCAGGAUGGUAUCAAUUUUUCGAGGAUCCCGGACGAAAUCGCUCUUCGCGCCGUGGCUGCAAAAUACGCCAUGGAAUUCAGUUCGUCCUCCAUUACGACGGUGAAUAACGGGGUGUCGACGUACAACGGGGGUGGCGCCUCUUUUUCCUCCACGUCGACGGCGUCCUCCUCUUCGUCCGGCUACCCGUCAUCCAUCGCCUCCCUGACGACAAACAAUAAACCCGCGUCGACCAACUCGUCCUCGGCGUCGUCGUCAUCAUCUUCUGGCGCCGCGGCGGUGGGGACGAUGACGACGGGAGGAGGUGGGCCACCCCCCUCGACCACCUGGCUGCGGGAGGGGCUGCCUCUGCUCGAAUUUCAGCAACAAGUUCUUCAACAGUUGAGAGAAAUUUGGCUGGAGGAGAGGAGAAAGUUGGCGCGAAAUGGGGGACAUUUAGUGAUGGGGGGAAGUGGGGUGGGGAAUAUGAGGAUGGGGAGUGGUUUGGGUGGUGGUAGUGGUGGGGUGAACCCGUCGUGCUUAGGGUUUUCGGGGAGGUCGGGAUCCGCUCAGGAUAUUUUACAGGGUGGUGAAAGUUGUGGGAGAAAGUUGGGGGGAAGUAGUGGCUGGGAUACGCCGAGAAGGUCGGGGAAAGGAAGAAGUAGUGGCAGUGGUGCUGGUGGGGGACAACUUUAUACGCCGGGAGUUUAUCAGCCGUCGAGCUGUCUCCGAGACCGUGACGAUAUUUACGACUACGUUCCACCGAGACGGAAACCCCUACCGGAUGUCGAUGAUGAUGACGACGAGAGAAAUAACGACUCUCCCGUCGCCCAGUGUUCGACAAGACUUAGGGGCGCCACACUCUCCCGUCUUGGUCGCGGGGGUCGAUCCUCCUCCAGCGGUUUGUGCUCGAGUGGUGGCCGCGACUAUGGCUUCAUCCUCUCGCCGCGCCAUCGAGGCGCCACCACGUCCACGACGGGGGGCAAGUUCUCCACUUUGAGGGGACGAAACUCCUCGUCCGCCGUGAAUUCGAAUUCCUCGACGUCUUCGUCCCAAGCAAAUCAAGGUUUGCCACAGAAUUCGUUGUCGUCCUACACCAUUUCCGGUUCGUGUUCCUCCUCAACUACCACUUCGGCUCAUUCAGGGUCAAACAGUCAGUACGGGUUCGUCUCAGGAUUUCCACAUUAUCAGUAUCCACGUGGUUCUACAGGCGAUGAAACUGUGGGUUGCAGAACGUUGGUGAAUCUGCACAAGUUGGGGCGACGCCUCGGCCUCACGCGAUUCUUUAGAACUUUGCGCCUCCAAAAUGCCGACGGUUCUGCGUCCGGAACGACGACGCGGCACUAUUUCAAUUCUCCCGCUACAUCCUCCGAUCGCGUCCUUUACGCCAUCACGCCCACGUCCGCGGAAACCUUGGCGCGGUUGCGACGUCUGCAGGCACAGACGAAUCACAACUCAGGCUUUCAAGCGGAUGACAUUAGUCCUGGAGAGCUCGAGUACCAGCUGGACGGAGCUAUGGGGUCGUCAAUUAGCGAUGGUAAUGGAUCCGACUCGAAUAUUAUGAAUCGCCAAAGUCCGAUCGAGAGUGGCUGCCGUGGGGGCGGACCUUUAGCAUCUCUCCCUUCGAAUGAACGUAUCAUCGAGACAAUCAAUAGACUGAAAUAUGAAGAGCUUCAAAGGAGAAAGCAGCGACUUUCGGCCGAACAUCAAAUCAUGUUAAAAGAGCUCAAAAACGGUACUUCUUCCUCCUCCCAUCACGGAAACGCGUCCACAUUUUACGUCGACCCUGACACCCUCAACUCUGCUGGUGGCGACUAUUUUGACCCUCCAUCCCCCCAACAUCAAGAAAAUUACGAAGAACCCUUCGACUCACUUCCUCCACAAAAUCAGAACUUUGGUGCGACUGGGACUGAAAAUUGUGCAGGUGUUCAGAACCCGAGAGGAAGUCGGGCUUCGAAUGAAUCCUUUUCAGAAAUUUUUGCCCGACAUUUAAAAAGUCGUGGGGGCAGUAUCACUCAACAAAGUGGGGGAUCGGGGGCAAAUUUAAAUGGAAACGUGGCCACUAAUUCGUCCAAUAAGAAGGGAUCCGCUGAAGAGUUACGACGCCGCCCGACAUCGACAAGUCUUCCCGUGGCAAAUCGCAACUCUGGGAGUUCCACGUCCAGCGGGGAAAUCGGUGGGGGCGGCUCGUCCGGCUCCAGGAACUCGUUUUUAGGCCGGAUUAGCAACAAGGAUGGAGGUGGAUGGCGACGAAGGGGGUCCAAACACUCGACCAGUGGGGGCGAUUCGAACAACAGGGAUAGUUUCAAUGUCGAUGGGGUCGGGGGUCAAGAUGACGGAGACGAGGGUGAUGGAUGCGUUUCAUUUUCCUUAAUUGGGGCCGGAAAUGGUGCCGAUUGUGACCAUCAAGUCACGGGUGGUUCGUCGGAGGAGGAAUUUACCUCGUUUGGCAGCACAGGACCCUUGUCGUCCUCUUAUGACGGACCCUUCGACGGGGUCGCGGUCGCAUUGGUGGAUUCGCAGCCGAGUCCAUACGAUCGACACGCCCUGAGAUACAAGAAGGGCGAUAUGGUUCAAAUCAUCUCCAAAAAGGCGACUGGACUCUGGAUUGGCAAAGUUGGCGAGCAAGUCGGUCACUUCAAAUUUAUAAAUGUUCGCAUCCUCCCCGAUGGCACGGAUCCCUUUGAUCCUGACGACGCCUACGGUCAAGGCCACCACCACUUCUCCUUGUCCGACCUGAACCCGGAGGAGAGACAAAAUAUGGCGGAUGUCAUCAGCGGAGAAAACGAAGUCGAAAACAAGUCUGACCUCGACACUGGCACGCCGAUCAAGGGGGCGAAAUCGAGGGGAAAAGCGGUCAGGAAAGGAAGACCGAAAGGUGUGGGCGAUCUCCUACACAGGAUUGGACUAGAUGAACACAUCUCUCUCUUCAUCCUCCACGGUUUCGAAACGCUCGACCUCUUCAAAGAACUCGAGGAGGAAGACUUGGACCGUUUGGGCAUCCAGCUGGACACCCAUCGGGGCAAAAUCCUCACCGCAGUGCAGCUUUUACGCGAAUACGAUACCGAUUCCUCCUCCGGAGUCACUGGCGUCCCGCCGGGGUCAACACCACCCCCAACGUAUUAUGCAAUCCAACCACAACCAGACGUCACGGAGGACGAAAUUCGACCCCCGGCGCAAACACUGUAUCAAUACCAGUACUAUCAACAGAGUACGACGCCCGGAAAUAAAAGUCUGGCCGGAAGUGAGGACAGGAAUGAUGAUGAUGAUGAGGAAUGCAACGUGACCACCACCGCGGUUCAGAUACAUCAACCCGUCAAUCGUUCCAAUUUCGAAGGAGGUCAACCCACUGACCUCUCCUUGACCUCGUCACAAGGUCACGGGGACGACAACCCCACCGACGAGAUCAUCCUCUCCCCUACAAACCUCUCUGCAACCAAUAAUCGGUACACGUCUUCACCCCGAAUGACGAUCAAAAGUCAGGUCGACCUGGCUGCCGGAAGAAACCGCUUCCUCCAAGCAAAAUCGCUCUUCGAAUCCAACGGAUUUCCAAACAUGCUGCUCAACAAGGCUGGUGGGGCAGAUAAGCAUAAUUACGACAACAUUGACGAUAAGCAGCCCCCAGUCGUGCAAAGAAUCCCAAGGAAAUCCGGUACAAAUUCGCCUCCACGAAGCGAGUACAGAUCUUAAAAUGAGGAGAGUCUGACUACUAUGUAAAUAUUUGAGGAUGAUAAGUGUAUGAAUGAUUAUAAUAAUUAACUAAUUAUUAACCAAACUAAACAUGUCAUUAAUUACUUAAUUGCAAUCCCAAUAAAAACUCCAACCAACACAAUUUUUGAAAGUAAAGCCAAUUAAAAGUGGAAUUUAUUUUCUUGACUCUCGAAUUAUUCAUCGAAUUUGGAAACAAGAUUUCAAUUUUGAACAGUUUUUUUUCGAAUCACAAAAAUUCAAACAGAUCAAAAUUUUGACACAAUUGAAAUAAUUUAAGAAAAAUUGUACAAAUUUCUUGAUGAAAAAAAUACUUGAAUUUUGGAACAAAAAAUUACUAAAAAAUACGAAAUUCGUAAUAAAUAGUAAUGUAGUAGCAAAGUAAUAGUAAUUUCGUGAUUGGUCGCCAGUUCGUCGAUAAGUUUCUUCUUAUCUUCGUCCACGAGUGGAUAAGCCCUGGGGUACUUUUGCAAAAUUUCGCCUAACAGGACUGAUUAUUCACUUGUUAACAU
Messenger RNA from Folsomia candida, 5886 nucleotides. RefSeq lists its product as uncharacterized. Gene Ontology annotation, molecular function: protein binding. The transcript has 13 exons. The coding region runs from base 965 to 5356 and encodes 1463 amino acids. The record is from RefSeq and is a predicted model, not a curated record. Lineage: Eukaryota; Metazoa; Arthropoda; Collembola; Entomobryomorpha; Isotomidae.